Monopterus albus (swamp eel) is the source of this 4015-nucleotide messenger RNA. It is a transcript of the gene phf21ab, whose product is annotated as PHD finger protein 21Ab. Bases 287 to 2917 code for a protein of 876 amino acids. Gene Ontology annotation, biological process: negative regulation of transcription by RNA polymerase II. Lineage: Eukaryota; Metazoa; Chordata; Actinopteri; Synbranchiformes; Synbranchidae. Gene Ontology annotation, molecular function: chromatin binding. Gene Ontology annotation, cellular component: histone deacetylase complex. The transcript has 19 exons. The record is from RefSeq and is a predicted model, not a curated record.
GGGAUCUAUGCUGUGCUGAGGCUGAGCUGAAUGAGAUUGAAGAAGAGUUCUUCUUGUUUUGUAGCUUCAGUUUCUCUGUUUUUACACAAAUUUUACUAAAACUCAUUAUAAAAUACAGCAACAAAAUAAAGCUCUGCGGGAAGGAGUCAACCGGACUGUUUAUAUGCUGUUAUUCCAUCGUGGAUCGGCUUCUUAUAGAUAUAUAUUUAAUUAAUCUAGAGGAGGACUGCUGCUGAGGCAGCACAGAGGGGUGGAGUCCAGUCCCACAUCCAGGUGCGGCACUUUAAUGCUUCAGUUGGAUGGUUUUCCUACUGGAGACAGUGUUAAGGCUGAUCGAUCGGCUGGCAGACUGACUGGAUCCAUGAUGGAAUUACAGACAUUACAGGAGGCUUUGAAGGUGGAGAUCCAGAUCCAUCAGAAACUGGUUGCCCAGAUGAAGCAGGACCCUCAGAACGCAGAUCUGAAGAAGCAGCUCCACGAACUACAAGCAAAGAUCACAGCACUGAGUGAGAAGCAGAAAAAAGUGGUGGAGCAGCUGAGGAAGGAGCUGUUGGUGAAGCAGGAGCCAGAGGCCAAACUGCAGCUGCAGGUCCAAACUCCUCCAGCAGGAGGAGACAUCAAGCCUGCCAACCUGCUGCAAAGUCAGCAGAUACCUGGGGGUCUGCAGCAGACCCUGACAGUCACGCCGGUCCUCACCACGAAGACUCUACCUCUGGUGCUGAAAGCCGCCACGCCCACCCUGCCCACCUCUGUCCUGCCUCCACGCCCACCCACUGUCACUAUGGUAACCACAGCUAUUACCAAACCCGACUCGCAGAACACCCCCAUCAACCUGCAGGUGGCCAGCAAGCUGACCAAUCAGAGCUCGGAGCCUGUGCGGCUUGUGUCCAAGAACGCCAUGGUGGUGCAGGCCACCACCACCGCCCAGCCAAUCAAAGUUCCUCAGUUUGUCCCUCCUCCUAGACUGACGCCUCGACCCACCUUUCAGCCACAGGUGCGUCCUUGUAAGACCCGCAUCCCAACCCUAACCCCUCAGAUCAGUGUGUGUGACCCACCUGAGCACUCUUGUGUCAUUUGGCAACUUUCUCUGCCCCCCCCCCCGCCCAUGAUGGCAGCCCCCCAGCUGCUGCAGAGGCCCGUCAUGUUAGCCACCAAGCUGUCGUCCGCGCUGCCCUCGGCGGCCCCCAUCCACCAGGUCCGCAUCGUAAAUGGACAGCCCUGCAGCAAGACUGGCUCCGCUCCACUGACGGGCAUCGUUAUCACCACACCAGUCUCCACUGCACCCACCCGCCUCACCAGCCCCGCCCAGGCACCUAACCCCACCCCCAUCCCCACACCGACUCCUGCCCAGCCGAUACAGAUCAGCAGCGUGACCACUGAGCCCAAGCAGACUGUUAAACCGGGAGGUGGAGCCGAGCAGGCCGUUGUCAGCCUCCCCUCCUCCUCCACUCCUCCGUUGUCUCCUCCUCCCAGACCCAAGAAAGAGGAAAACCCAGAGAAACUGGCCUUCAUGGUGUCUUUGGGCCUGGUAACACACGACCACUUGGAAGAAAUCCAGAGCAAAAGACAGGAGCGGAAGAGGAGAACGACGGCCAACCCAGUGUACAGUGGAGCCGUGUUUGAACCCGAGAGGAAAAAGAGUGCAGUGAGUUACCUGAACAGCCCUCUGCACCAGGGGACCAGGAAGAGAGGUCGCCCACCCAAAUACAGCAGUGUCCCGGAGCUGGGCAGCCUCACCCCGACCUCCCCCUCCAGCCCCGUCCAUCCCCUCCCCCUGCCCAGCCCCAGCUCUGGGGAUGGAGACAUCCAUGAGGAUUUCUGCACUGUGUGCAGACGCAGUGGCCAGUUGCUCAUGUGCGACACGUGUUCUCGUGUUUAUCACCUGGACUGCCUGGAUCCACCCCUGAAAACCAUUCCUAAAGGCAUGUGGAUCUGUCCAAAAUGUCAAGAUCAGAUCCUGAAGAAAGAAGAAGCCAUUCCCUGGCCUGGUACCCUGGCUAUCGUUCAUUCCUAUAUCGCUUACAAAGAAGCUAAAGAAGAGGAGAAACAGAAGCUGAUGAAGUGGAGUUCUGAACUGAAACUGGAGCGGGAGCAGCUGGAACAGAGAGUCAAACAGCUCAGCAGCUCCAUAACGAAAUGCAUGGAGACCAAAAACACCAUCCUGGCUCGUCAGAAAGAGAUGCAGCUUUCCCUGGACAAAGUCAAGCACCUGAUUCGCCUCAUCCAAGCCUUCAAUUUCAACCAAGCUCUGGCAGAGACGGAGGGUAAAGAUGCCAGUGCCAGAGUUAAGGACAGUGCUGAAGGUGUGCUUGGCUCUGAAGCUGCACCAGAAGCCAACUCUGUCGAGAGCAUGACGGCUGCGAGUGCCUCAGUCAGCAGCAACGCUGAUGGAGACGACGAACAGGAGGAGCACAGAGCCACAGGGAACAACCAGGCAGUAGCAGCAGCGAAAGGAGAAGAUGCUGACACCCAGCCUCUCCUGGAAGACAGCACGGCCCUAACAGCUGAUAACAGUCCCAGUGUCGGGGCAGGGGGUAAGGCCGGGAUUGGUGUUGGGGUAGGGGGAGGGGGGAACAGAGGGACUGGUCUCCAGGCCGAGGUUGUGGCCAAGCCUGAGACUGAGGCAGUUCUGGUGGCUGACAUUCCAGCUUCCUCAGCGGUUGCAACUGUUGCCACCACCAACGGUACAGCUGAGCCAGCCUGUCCUGACCCCACCCCCUCAGGGGGCUGCGCCACCAAUGCCACCACCAAAUCUGAGAACAAGAUGGCUGCCGUCAACCCUCCAGAGACAGCGGUGGAGAAGAAACAGGAGGAGAUCACUGACAGUGACGGCAGCAACACCAACAACAGCAAAACCUCAGAACCCUCCCAGCAUUCUUUGCCAGCUCUUGUCAGCAGUUUGGACAAUAAAAAGUAAUGCUAUGUCUCCUGAGUUGCGGGAAUUCAAACAUAUAUAUUAAAAAAACUUUUGCUUGCACCAUAUGGUGCCCUGAAGUUGCCAAUCUGUAUAAAUGUUGUUUGUUUGCAUUGUAUUGUCAGACUGUGUCAAUGGUAGAUAUACAGCCCAAGUCACAUGGCUCUGGGAAGGCGUAGGCUGUUCUGCCCACUGAGCUGGGGUACAGGAAGGCCGAUGCACCAGAGUCAUCAUGCCAAUUAGUGAUAGACGUCAGUGGUGGGAACACUCAAAGGGAGAUUUAAUUCAUCAUCACACCAGUGUGUGCCUGUUAUAGUGGCCCCUGUGUUCUCUUGUGGGGUGGGGAGAUGGGUUCACAUGGGUACGAAGAUAACUGAGAACAUGGAACCAAACAUCUGUCAGGGGUUAAUGAUCUAAAAAGCAGUGUUGUGAUAGAGUACGCGUACUGAAAAGAGCCUGUUUAUCCCCUCGUCCCAGUCAACUUCAUGUGUACCUCGUCCCAACUUCUGCAAUCCUACGACCUUGAUCUCCAAAACCUUCUUUUUUAAUAGCCCUAUCAACCACACGCCUGUGUCUCCAGGUCUUAACCAAGAACGUACAUCAUCUUCAGUCAACAAAAAAAACCCACAACUGUUCCUACUGGCCAGUAGCUGUACCUUUCCCUUAAUGACUCAAACGUAGCUUCCCCAGUCUGCCAACAAUCCCUCUCUAAUUCACAAGGGCUCACUAUGCUUCAAAUGAAGUAGUUUCUACCCAGUGUCGUCUGAAUGCUCACACUGAAGGCAGAGUGAGACACUUCAGGGGAACGAGAUGCAAUAUUUGAGGAUGCUGGUGCACACUUUUGACCAGUCUCUUCUCAAAAGACUGUCAUGGUGCUGCACUCUCUGGUCCACAUUCUCACCAUCUGGUGUAAUUGUGGUUUAGGAAAGUUACUUAACUUGUCCCCCUGAAUUUUAGUGUCAGAAAGGUGAUCCUGAAGCCUUCAAACCAGCGCCCCCAACUUCCCCGUCUGUCUUGUCUUCAGUCAACAAAAACCUUAACCCUGUAAAGCCUGACACAUCAAAAAAUAGCCAGAACAUUCAAAUUUUUGGAACUGAGAUG